Messenger RNA from Microthlaspi erraticum, 525 nucleotides. The record is from the annotation of a GenBank genome assembly. NCBI's taxonomy places the organism in Eukaryota, Viridiplantae, Streptophyta, Magnoliopsida, Brassicales, Brassicaceae.
AUGGUGACCUUUAGGCAGCUUGAGAUACUGUUUGGGUUCACUAUGGAGAAGGUAACCUAUGGAACAUCAAGGAAGAAGAACUCCAAAGAGUAUGGGCUACAAUCGCUGAAGAGGGGUACUCUUCCUCAAGCCCAUCAUCUCACGCACAAGGAUGGGAAGAAGAUCAGAGGAGAUAGGGCACACGCAGGGAACUCAUGCCUCUCCUUGAGCAGCUCCACCUACAAGGUCACAGCUUACAACACUAGGCACCAAAGAGGAAGAAAGCUUAGUGUUGGAGGGGUCAUCACACCAAUUCUUUGUGCAGCAGGAGUUCAACUGGACAAGAGAAGGUCUACUCCACCAGGUUGGAUGGACAUCAAGUUUUGCAAGACCAACCUCCUCAUUGAGCACAAGGAGUUGGAUGGGAGAUUCCAAUUCAAGUUCACCACCAUUGGCUGGACCUCCAAGCUUCUCUGCCCAACCCUGAGCUCACCACAGGUCCUAGGGGUGAGAACAUUGACUUCAGACCCCCUGUGUACACAUUAG